UCCCCAGGCUUCUUUUGUUCGCUUCUGUAUCUGGGUUUUCUUUUUGGUUUGAGAUGGUCUCAUGUUUUUGUUGCGUUUCUGAAUGAUCGUCUUCUGGGUCGUGUUAUCUUAACAUUGGUUGUAAAAUGAGUGCGUUUUGGGUUACCCCGUUCCUGUCUUUGAUUUGAUUUGUUGCGAUUCAUUGUUAUGCUCUGUCAAUCUGUUAUUGUAUAUUUGUUGAUGGACUUACAAUGGGACUACUUUUAUGUUCUGUUUCUUUGUGUUUCUGCCGUUAUUUAUUUGCUGAAGCUUUAUGGAUUGGUGCUUUAUUUAUAUGCACGUUGUGUAGGAUUUUGUUGCAUAUUGGUGAUAAGAACCUUCGUAUUCGCGUUCAUAAUUCUGUCUGGAUUCAAUAUGCAUGGAUAGAGACAGUGUUUGAAACAUGUGUGUAUAUCGAAUGCCGGAUAAGGUGUUCUGAUAAGGGAACAUUACUGGCUGGUGGGGAUCAGGCGGUACGAUUUAAAAGAUACAUCUUUUCAGUCGGGCUUGUGCUAAUUAGGAGUUUGGAGAUGAGUCUCGUGAAUUGAAUGGAUAUAUGUCGAUUUGCCUUGCAUAGUUACCCGCAUUAUCUCCCACCUUUAUCAAAUCUCAUCAAGCCUGCUAUUGUGUUGUCAUCCUCUUCAAGCUGCCGUCCUAGACUAGCUAAGUUGGCACAACUGUCACACAAUUACUCAAAUCCAACUACUAAUACUAGAGUGAGCUGUGCCGCCUCCUAUUCUUCAUCAGCAUCCUCGUCAAUGGAAGCCCCUCCCGAAGGUUAUAGAAGGAAUGUUGGUAUCUGCCUCAUCAAUGAUUCGAAGAAGAUUUUUGCUGCUACGAGGUUGGACAUACCUGAUUCCUGGCAAAUGCCACAGGGUGGCAUUGAUGAGGGUGAAGAUCCAAGAAAUGCAGCAAUCAGGGAAUUGAGAGAAGAGACAGGAGUUCAGUCAGCAGAAAUUCUUGCAGAGACACCUCAUUGGUUGACCUAUGAUUUCCCGCCAGAAGUUAGAGCAAAACUUCAGAGACUGUGGGGAUCAGAUUGGAAGGGCCAAGCACAAAAGUGGUUUCUUUUUAAGUUCACUGGGAAGGAUGAAGAAGUCAAUCUUCUUGGUGAUGGCAGUGAAAAACCUGAGUUUGGCGAGUGGUCAUGGAUAUCACCAGAACAAGUAGUUGAUCUUGCUGUGGAUUUUAAGAAGCCUGUUUACAAGGAAGUUUUUGCGGUUUUCGCACCCUAUUUUCAAUAAACAUUAGGUUCUGCAAUAUCAGAAGGCUUGUUCCUACCGGAUAUGACAUUAUGACAUCCAUGUUACACACUUUGUGCAGAAAUUAAAUGGCGUACUCUUACUUUCAUUCA
Messenger RNA from Argentina anserina (silverweed cinquefoil), 1372 nucleotides. Its product is annotated as nudix hydrolase 26, chloroplastic-like. Bases 567 to 1262 code for a protein of 231 amino acids. Gene Ontology annotation, biological process: nucleoside phosphate metabolic process; ribose phosphate metabolic process. Gene Ontology annotation, cellular component: chloroplast. The transcript has 3 exons. Lineage: Eukaryota; Viridiplantae; Streptophyta; Magnoliopsida; Rosales; Rosaceae. The record is from RefSeq and is a predicted model, not a curated record. Gene Ontology annotation, molecular function: guanosine-3',5'-bis(diphosphate) 3'-diphosphatase activity; bis(5'-adenosyl)-pentaphosphatase activity.